Molecule: messenger RNA, 4540 nt
Organism: Hydractinia symbiolongicarpus
Lineage: Eukaryota; Metazoa; Cnidaria; Hydrozoa; Anthoathecata; Hydractiniidae
Product: zinc finger CCCH domain-containing protein 18-like
Exons: 22
Coding region: 1060-4077 (1005 amino acids)
Molecular function (GO): metal ion binding
Source: RefSeq, a predicted model, not a curated record
AAAUGGCGGACUAUUGCGUUCGUGUUGCAGCUGGAAUUUAAGUGUCUUCUCUUCGUUUGCUCAAGCUUUUUACAUGUUGGUUUCAAUGCAAGUAUUAAUAAUAAAGCUAAUAGUAAUUAAAAUGGCACGCAACACUCAUUCUUUUUUUGUUAAAGACAAUUUUACAAAGUAUGAUUUUGAAUUUUAAUUUCGUGUCACGUUCUCUCUCUCAACCAGUCUAACCUCUUGGGUAGUCCCCAAUAAUGCAGUGUUCUAUUGCUGUGCUAUAUAUAUGCUGGCUGUGUUUAAAAUAGUAGUGCCAGUGGACUAACGUUUAAUAUGACUGUAAAGGAUUUGCUUGCAAGAGUUAUUUUAUUACAUAUUGGAACUUAAACAAGAAGACUUGGCAGAAAUGUUACAAAAUGGCGUGGUGUGUAUGUAAGCUGGCUAGCUAGCUAUCUCUAGUUAGAAUAUUAAAAGUAGAAAACUAUUGAAAUAUGUAUUUCAAGAAGGACAAGAAGAAAAGCCCUACUUCAUAUGUUCUUAUUUUAAAUAUUAUUUUUAAAUAAACUUGUUUAUUUAAAUAAAAUUAGUUUGAUUCAUAAGAAAUGCAAAAAAGUGCACACACAAGGUGCAUUUUAAAAUGGAGAGAUUUCUGCUUUUUAGUAUUUUGUACUUGUUGUGAAUCGCCGUUUUAAUAAACCUUAGUUAUGAUGUACAAGAAAUAAAAAUAAUUGAAACAACAGCAACAAACACAACUCAGGAAUUACAUCUUUCAAACUUUGACGAUGUUUUUCUUAUUUUUAUUUCUUGUAAAUCAUUAUCUUAAUUAAAAAUAAAAAAGAAGUCAGUAUAUUCUUUAAAAUAAAAGUUAGCAGUUACUAACUUAGUGAUGGGCUCAUACAUAAAGAAAAAACAGGGAUGUUAUUUUCCUUUACAUUGGACUUAUUUAAGUUUGGCAAUGAAGAGUUUGUCCUUUUGGAAGUGGAAAAUACUGGAAAUCUUGAGCUUUAAGUUUUUGUUGUGCUGAAAGGGUUAGUUUUUAAAUAACAUUUGAAGAAAAAGACAUUGUUUUAAACCAUGGAUGAAAAUAAAAACAAAGGUGAUUUGUUGCAGAAGGAAGUUAAAAGUUCAGAGAAAGAAAUGAAAGAUGAUAAAAUUCAUACUUAUGAGGAUGAUUUACCAGAAAUUAAAAAUGGAGAGGAUGCUAACGAUGUUAUUAGAUCUAAAAGUGAGAAUGGAAAUGUUGACACAUCAAAGUGUGAGGAUACUGAAGAUAUAAAUGAUCAAGUUAAUAAGUCCAAGAGUAAUAACAUGGUUGUUAACACUGAACGUGAUACAUCAGAAACUAAGAACUCCGAAGAAGUAACCAAUGAAGUUGAUAAAUCUGAGGAUAAGACUGAACCUGAAAUAGUAGGGGAAAAAGACACAGAAAUUAGUCAGUCUAAAAACAAUAAUCCAGCCACUGAAAGCUCUAACAAUGAAAUUUUAGAGGUUAAAAAUGGUAAUGAUGAGAAUUUAAGUGUUUUGAGUUCUGAACCAGUAGAAUCAAAUACUAUAAACUCUAAAGAAUCAGAAACUAAGAAAGCCAGAAAUGAUGAUAAUAUUGAAAUCACUGGAGAGCUUUCCCAAACCACAACAGACGAAACCAAAGAGAUUGAAAAGGAAGAAGAAAUAAAAGAUGACGUAAAAGAUUUAAAAACUGAAUCAACUGAAUCCAACACUUCAAGAACCAAUGUUGCACCAGUUAUAGAGUUGCGUCAUAUGCUUGAAGACAUAGAAGAGGGAGAGCUUGAUUAUGAUGAAGAAGAUACUGAUAUGGGAGAUGGCGUAGAAGAUCUACCUGAUCUACCUGAAUAUGAUCCCAGUGCUAACGACAAAGGAGAUCCAGGAGAAAUAGUAUCGGACAAGGAUAAUGAUGAGGAAAGAGAAGAAGGUGAAAUAGCUGACGAUGAAGAUGAUGAGGGUGGUCAAGUUUAUAUUUGUGUUGAUCCACUUAAUGAUAAAUGGAAGAAAAUGUCCAAAGCUGAUCAGAAAGAUCUGGAAGAAGGCCAAAUUGAAGAUGACGAUGAAGUGAAAAAAGUUUCUCCAAAACUUCCCUCACCAGGUCGUUUUAUACCCAGAACAUUAUGCAAGUACUACAAAAAUGGGUUAUGUCGUUGGGGAUCAACCUGUCGGUUUCUCCAUCCUGGAGUAAAUGAUCAAGGUAUUCCUAGUGAUGUUCAACCCACAUGGAAUGCAACAGCAGGUAAUUAUGUGAUGCACAGACCGCCUGGUAUGUAUCCAAACGCUUUCGGCAAAGCACCACCACCGAUGGAAUGUAUAAAUGUACCUGUUAUGCCAGCACCUGUUGUUGAUAUGUCUUUACUGUCAACAGUCGGUCAUGCGGAAAUUGUGGCAGUACCUGUAGCAGGUGCAGUUUAUCCUGAGGAGAUGCCAGUUAGAAGAGAAUCAGCAUGGGAGAAAGGACUUCGACGAGCUAAGGAGAUCAAAGAAGCCGGUGCUCGCAGAAGACGAGAGGAUGCAGAUUUUGAAAAGAAAAAACUAAGUAUGAGAAUUACAGAGACUGUGCAUGAUGAAUCAAAUUAUGAACCAGUCCCGGCAUAUCCUGGAGAGAAAACAUAUGACGAAUGGAAUAUUGAUGAUUAUGGAAAGUCAGUAGAUUAUCCUGAACACCGACAUCGAGAUGAACGAAGGUCACGUUAUUCUGAUCGCUUUUCAAGAACACCCAAAGAGCCAAGUCUAGACAGAAGUAGCGGGCGAGCUCGUAUAGCUGAGCUUCCGUCAUCGCAUCCAAUGCGACGUGAGGAGCGACAACGACUAAGAGAAAGAGAACGCCGUGAAAAAGCCGAGAAAAAUGACGUCGAGCCGGAACGAGAAUUUCGAAGAGAUCCAAACACUCAAAUUAAAAUAUCUAGCAAGUCGAUGAGUAGCAAAGUUAACGUGACCGAUCCUAGAGUUAGGUCUUCGUUUAAACAAACUUCGAACAACUCAGUUAAAACGCCACUGAAAACUACUGAACCGACAGAAUGGCAUGACCCAUGGAUGAGAACUCAACAAACAGCUACAGCACAGCUACCCAAAACUGAUCUAAUAAAUAAAUCCGGUGUUGAAGCCAUCUCAGACUCGGAUAGUUCAUCUUCAGAUUCAGAUAGCGAUUCAGACUCUUCUUCCUCUAGUAAGUCCUCAGGGUCAAAGUCUGUCGGUCAUUCGUCAGGCUCAGAUACAGAAAAGAGGUCCAAGCAGCAUAACUACUCAUCUUCGGGAUCAAAAGUAAGCGACAGCACUCGGAAAGAACCUCGCCCCUUUCAACAACAAUCCGAAGAAAAAAGUGGUAAAGUUGGGAAAUCUUCGGAAAAGAAUGAACCUUUAAGUUACGAAGAAUGGAAACGACUGCAGACAAUACAGAAAGCACAAUAUCACCAACAGAUGGCUAAUCAAUAUAAAAACAACUUAGGAGGAGGGGAAGCUCCAGGACGGGAUAAUAGUUCGGAUCGUCAUAAAGAACGCUACAUGAAGCAAUCGUCAAGAAUAGAAGAAGAUAAAAGAAAUACAUACCCGAAUAAUCAACGACCGUUAUCGAGUACUCUGCCGGGUCGACAUGAACAGAUAUCGAAACCAGCUGUCAAGACAUCAUGUUCUCUACCUCCCAAAGAUAUCAGUAUGGUUAAUGAUGACAAAUUUGACUCUCCAAAACGACGUGCAACCCAAAGCGAUUCCGAUUCAGGUAGUGACUCUGACUCGGCUAGUGAUUCGGAUUCAAGUGGUUCCGAUUCGGAUUCGGACGACACUGAUUCGGAUAGUGAUUCUGACACUGCGAUGCCCUCUGCACCACCCAGUGCGCCGUCGGGAAACAAUAAAACAGGUUCAAGUAUCAAAUUUGGUCAGAUGGAUGCUUUUGCGAAGAAAGUUGCACUCGCAGAAAAGUUUGGCGGAUUUUCGCAAGAUCCGUUAAAAUUUCCUUCCGGUGAAGUGAAGCCGGUAGAAGCUCCUGUGAGUACGUUAGCAGGAAAGCGACCUGCAAGGAAAGAUGAAUUACUAAAAGAACUAAAAGCCGUAGAAGAUGCCAUCGCUAGAAAACGAGCUAAAAUCGAUUAGUUAUUUUACUCAAGCUCGAUCAGUCAACUGUACUCAAGCUCGAUCAGUAACUGGGCACAGUUAAUGUAUAAGUCACUUUCGGCUGUCGAAACAGUGUUAUGAGAAGUCUAUCGGUUGUUUCGAGUUAGGUAUCUCGUAAAUUAAACAGUAAAAGAAUAAAGGAAACGAAUUAUCACAGAUGAAUAUUUUAUUUUAUACAUUUUUUAGAAAACUUUAGCAUAUACUAUUCUUGUUUUUCUAGUAUUUUAUCAUCUUAAAACUUCGUUUUUUUUUGGAACUAAAAAGUUAUCCAGACGAAGUUACGCAAAGUUUGUAAGCUUUAAUAAAUUGAUUUUAAUCCUUUUCCAGAUCGUUAAAUAAAUUUGGUACUGUGUAACCUUACUCAACUUGGUUUAGAAAGAUGUUCUACACAGAAUAAUAAAGAAUAUGAAGCUAAAUAUUUUAAAAUGUAAAAUGAAAAUUC